Molecule: messenger RNA, 2583 nt
Organism: Fimicolochytrium jonesii
Lineage: Eukaryota; Fungi; Chytridiomycota; Chytridiomycetes; Spizellomycetales; Powellomycetaceae
Exons: 4
Coding region: 1-2583 (860 amino acids)
Molecular function (GO): protein binding
Source: RefSeq, a predicted model, not a curated record
AUGCAAAGAAUGCGGGACUGGGCCAGCGAUGAAUUCAUUAUUCACUUCGCUGCGGAUCAGGAUGCAUUUGCCCGUAUCGUUGAAGCUGGUUCUGAAACGAUUCUGUCUGGCUGGCCAGAGAUCCUCGAAGCUUUCGUGACGCACACGUAUGACGGGGCAUCCUUGGAAGUGAUCAAGACUGGGAAUGCAACUGAUAAUCCGGAGCCUUGGCCUCUCAUGGAGACCUGCAAGGUGGCGAAAGUGUCAAUUGAUGACCCGAGAACGAAACUCCGAGGCCGAGACAAAGUCGUAGCGAUAAGAGCCGUGAAGAAGAACGAAAUCAUCGGAGUGGUGGAGGGAAGAACACAGUUCGACAAAGAGUUUAGAGAGCUUUGCCACUUGAGAGUGGAUACCGUCGAGGCGAAAGGGUCAUUCAACUGGGUCUCCGAGCUGAAUGACUACAGAAACGAUGUUUCCAACGCACUGGAAGAUUUGAACCCAGACAACAAUGUAGCACUGGUGGAAGCGGUGAUUCAUGGGUGGCCGUACAUAUUUGUCAAAGCCACCGCGCAGAUCGAGACAGGAGAUGAACUACUCCUCGAUUAUGGCGCAGAUUACUGGGAGAGUCUGUGCAAAAUUAAUGUUGAUGAUGACCAGGUGAACGGAUUGGUGGAUGAAGCUGUGAAACCAUUCGCGGAGACUAUUUUCGGCAUUGCAAUGGCACUGCGUCGCCUCAGCGCUCGACAGGCCGAACUCGGGGAACUUAUCACGAACAAGGAGAAGGAUGAGAUACGGCGAGAUCUGACGGGAAUCCGAGAGGUUAUAAGCCCGCUGAUGAACGCAAGGAGUAUCAGUGAGGGGCUGAAAAGCGUUGCAAAUACCGCGGAAGGGCGUAGGGAGUGGAUUGCGAAGAUGACACAAGCGGCGGAACCUCUGGAGGAUCACGCUGCUCCCGUUAAUCAUGUCUCAGCGCCAUCGAACGCUGAUGAGGUUGGCGAUUCGUCUGCAGCGACGGCCCUUCAGUUGUUGGAAGCUGGUAGCUCUGCUCACAAUCCCCCAUCAGUAAUACCACCAGCGGGGUCUGCUGAUGAUGCAAAUUCGCUGGCGGAGACAACAGGAGGUGUGGAGAAUCCGCCUGCCAAGUCGGCACCUUCGCCACUGCACAACGGUUCCGUUCUCGUCCAAAGUGUACCGUCCAAGCGAUCUGCAAAACUUGUCAGCCCGCCUAUAGGUCCACCGCCGCCGGAGAAACGCACCUCUCGCCUUGUAGAUUGUCCCGCCUCGCCGCCAUCCAGCAUUGCAGAAAGUGGGCAUCGGCCGCCUGCAAAGAGCGCAGCCCCGCCGUCUCAGAUUGAUACUGUGCAGACAAUGUCGCCUACUGUGUCUAUGGUCGAAGAGGGAGAUGCCCUCUCAGCGUCACCACCAAUCGACAGAGAGGCGGUCCCGCGACAGAACGGUGGCGUUCAAGUUAUAGAUCUGACAACAUUACUGACAGAAGACACUGAACGUGCGAACCCGCCUGAAAACACUGCUCCGCUGCCGCCGAAAGGUAGCGCUUCCCUUGAUGAUGUCUCAAACUUGGGACCUGCAGGAGAUCUUCAGACUGGGCUCGUCCCCUCAUUACCCCAUUGCCGUCAAGCACCCAAUGGACUUCGGAACCAUCGCGACGAAGCUGGCUGGGGAUUUCUUCCGCCAUGCAGUGCUCAAGUGCGACGAUCGCAGAGAUCUACAAUGAACCUGCAUCAAAUCAUACUUCGAUACACUCCACCGAAAGCAGGGGACACCGUCCUCGCAUGUUGGCAGGGGAAUAACGUGUUCUACGAAGCAAAAGUGAUCCGCAACACACCUAAAACUUACCGCGUCAAGUUCCUCGACGUGGAAGAGCCCGCCGAAGUGUCGGUUUCAGGCCUUGUCAUCUUUCCCGAUCCCGUGGAAUUUGUUUCCAUCCCAGCACCCAAUUCAAAAUGCCUCGCGCGGAUGCCACGGUCGAUCUACGAGCACGACAACAGCGGCCAGUUCUUGCCAGCAACUAUUACUGGUUCCACUGUUAGCUCCGUCGAUGUGCGCUUCUCGUUUGGCGUCAACACUGGCGUACCUGUGGAGAGAAAGAUUGCGCGCGAGAAUGUCGUGCUAAUAGAUCAGGAAUACCACGACAAGGUGGUUAAGAAUAUGCGGAUCGCGCGGGAGAAGGCGAAUAAGGGGAUGCCGGCUAAGAAAAGCCGAAAUGCACGGGAAGAUGGAUUGGAUACAAGGGAAUUGCGAAACAACCAAGAAGGAAGCGAGCGUUCGCGUUCGAAGCACCGCCCAAUCGACAAAGAUCCGAGACCUACCUCGUCGCAUUCACAACGAUCGACCCCCAGCGAGCCGAGACGGGGGCAACUAGAUUCCUGGCGACCAAUAGAUUUAAGGAGUCCACCGCCGACAUCGAGUUGGCAGCCAAUUCAGCCUCGUCGAAUCUCACUGGAUCUGGAGUCACCGACCGUCAGAGCGCCGAGGCGACCGCAGGCGUCGGGUUCGCGACCAAUUGGAUCGGGGCCAUCUGAAGGCGCUGUGCAGAUUAAACCUAAUGAAGAGCACACCGAGGGAGGGAAGGCUUCCGGUUAG